UAACCAGCGCACGCGAUUCUUGCAACGGACGCCGACACAAACAGCCGCGUGAAAUUAAAUCUCAAAGUCAAGUGCCGGUUGGAAUAUCAGUGAAUUUUGCAAGUGUUUUUAAGUAAAAAUGUUCUGGCAGCUACUGGCUAUUGCUGCUGUGUUCUGGGCGGUAUACUUCAGAUGGCAACGGAGGAGGAUAAGGAAGGUCUGUGAGGAGAUCUCUGCGGGAGCUUUGCAGGAAUUGCCGGUUAUUGGACAUGCACAUUUGUUGGGCGGGAACCAUGAAGAUGUUAUGCAGUUAUUUCAAAAAGCGGGACGAAUCGCCACCUCACAGGGCGGACUCUCCACAUUUUGGCUUGUCCAUAAGCUAUACUUAGUUGUAACUGAUCCAGUGUCCGCUGAAGUUAUUAUGAAGUCAUGUGUUGAGAAGGAUAACUUCACAAUGAAGUUCAUUAGGACAGUUAUAGGAAACGGAAGCAUAUUUGCACCUGUAAGUAUUUGGCGGCCAAGAAGAAAAAUUCUAGCCCCAACAUUCAGCAUGAAGAACCUAAACCAAUUCGUGGAAGUUUUCGAUAAGCAGAGUCAUAUCAUGGCGAAACAGUUGAAGGAAACUGCGUACGAGAAUGUCUCUGUAUGGAAAUAUAUUACUACAUACACCUUCGAUUCUAUAUGCGAAACCGUUAUGGGAGUUCAAUUAGGAUCUCAAUUCGAUACCGACCAACCGUUCCUUAAAUCAUUCGAAAAACUAGCAGACAUGGUGUCGAAGAGAAUCGCCACGCCCUGGCUGCACCCGGACUUCAUAUACAAAUCUAUACCGACUUAUAAGGAAUUCGUGAAACAUAGGAAAGUUUUGUAUGGAUUUAUUAAUGAUCUUAUUCAGAAGAAGAGGACUGAACUGGCAUUAAAUGGAGAAGAUGCGAAUGACAGACGCAGCUUCUUACAAAUGUUGAUCAUGGAGUCCGGCGGCGAGAAGGGAUACACGGACCUGGAACUUUGCGAGGAAACCAUGGUGCUCAUCAUGGCUGGAACGGACACUUCGGCUGUUGGAACAGCGUUCACGACUGUCCUCCUGUCCAGGUUCCAGGAGAUCCAAGCUAAAGUACAUCAAGAACUGCAGGAAGUAUUUGGCGAUUCAGACCGACCGCUGACAGUACAGGAUCUACCGAACCUGAAAUAUUUGGAAGCUGUGCUCAAGGAAUCUCUAAGGAUGUACCCUCCAGUUCCCGUCAUCGUAAGAGAAGUCAACCAUGAUGUCGUCUUGCCGAACGGGACAACCCUUGUUGAAGGCGUCUCAGUGUUCCUAAAUAUCUGGGGCAUCCACCGCAACAAUCACUAUUGGGGAGACGAUGUUGACGUGUUUAGACCAGAGCGGUUCCUCGAGGGUCCUCUGAAGCAUCCCGUGCAGUUCACGCCGUUCAGUCACGCGCCUAGAAACUGCCUUGGUUAUAACUACGCAAUGAUGUCAAUGAAGACAGCUUUAGCUAAUUUACUUAGAAAAUACAAGGUUCUACCGUACAAAGGCCUGGACCAAUCGGAAUAUGACACGCCUUUAAGAGUUAAGUUUGACAUAAUGAUGAAGCCUGUAGAAGAUUACGUUGUUAGAUUAGAGCCUAGAGAAUGUAGUUUAUAGAAAUGAAUGUACGAGUACAAAUUCAGCAAAACACGAAAUACAAUAAACUAUUUAAAGUAUUAAGUUAUACCUAAAUAAAAAUUGGCAUUAAGGCAUGUCUGCCUAUAUCUGUGGUCCACAAGCUUGGCCGCAUUGCCACGCUGAAUAGCUGUGCUGAUCUGUUGAGCAAAGUAGUGACCAGUCCUCUGGUCAGCAAGAACUUUUAUAAAGGUAAUAUUCGGAUUUCAACUGUUGCUGAUUACUUGUAUGACUUUCGCCGCCGCAUUACUGCCGCGACUAUGACAUUCAGUCACUCAAUUUAUCAAGGAAAUUGUCAGAUACAGUGACGGCAACAACGAUACCGCAACAGUAAAACAGUUGUAAUCCAAAUGUCGUUUUUAUCCUCCAAAUAAUUCUUACUGCUGUUGUCUUUAAAUCUACAGCAUAAAGGUGAUAUUGGAAUGGCAAGCACAGCUGCAUUAUUAUACGCGGGGACGCAGUCACUGUUAAUGUCAAAGCCUGUAGAUUACUGCGUUAACAGUGACAGCCCCCGCGUCAACGUCACAGCGGUACGUCGCAAUAGUAAUGCAGCUGCCGUUGCCAUCGGAAACGUACCUUAAGUUAAAAGAGAGAUUUAAGAAAAAUACUGAUAGCAUAAGACUCAUUGAUUGCCUAUUACGUAUGUAAGUAAAUGUAUGUUUAAAGUGUCUAAUGUUUAUUUAUUUUAUAGCGGGGUGAGAUUUGUAAAAUACUAUUAGCAUAAAAUUGUUAAGGUUAAUGUUAGAAUUAAAUAAAAUGUAGUAUUAUUUAA
Cydia pomonella (codling moth) is the source of this 2411-nucleotide messenger RNA. Its product is annotated as cytochrome P450 4C1-like. Lineage: Eukaryota; Metazoa; Arthropoda; Insecta; Lepidoptera; Tortricidae. The transcript has 9 exons. Bases 119 to 1621 code for a protein of 500 amino acids. Gene Ontology annotation, molecular function: monooxygenase activity; oxidoreductase activity, acting on paired donors, with incorporation or reduction of molecular oxygen; iron ion binding. The record is from RefSeq and is a predicted model, not a curated record.